UGGUAUUGGCAACCAGUACAUCACCGAGGAACAGCCAAUCAGAUGGUCGAUCACACACACGUUUAUACUUCAUGAUCGUGUUUGGUCAGGCAGGUUUUGAUUCAGUCCGGCAUGAAUUUCAGCCAAUUUCGACCUCUGGAGAUAUUUGUAUGACUCGUCCUUUUCAGGCUUUUGUAAUACUGGUACCAUCUCCGUCAUUUGUUUUUUAAUCCAAACGUCUUUGUCCAGAGUAUGUUAAAACUGAAACAAUAAAAUGACGUCAGCUACCAUAACGACGUAAUGUCAGAUGAUUUUACUUCCAAUGAGUCGGGGAUUACAACGGUGCAGAAGAGAGAACGAAAACUUCUCUCAGCUAUCUUAUUUUAAAUCUGCAAAUAAAGCAUCAUGUCGGAAGCAUCAACGUCGAGUUCUACCAUAGGUGUGCUUGACCAGGAAGAAUUUCUUGCACUGUUUGAUGACCGAGCCUUUGUGGAUCACUUUAAUGUCUUCCUCAUGUUGCCGGUUUUUGGCCAGAAUGCUGUUUAUAUUUAUCAGACAAAAAAGCUUGAAUUUUUCCCACAAAUCAGAAGACCACGUUUGUUUCUGACCCAUGAGGCUGUAAUGAGCUGGUUGUUCAAGGAGAGGUUUCCAGCAUUUCAACAGACCCGGCUCUACCUGAUGUACAACCUGCAUGGACAAAUCAAAGACGUGGGGUUCUACAUUGAGGAGACCAGUGCAGAUCACCCGGAGUUGGUGGAGGCGACACGACACUUCACGAAUAACCUGCUGGGCAGCGUGAUGGGCAUGAAGCGGUUCCUCGACUCGCUGACUGGGACGGCCGGACAGAAGGUGGCAAACUGCUGGCUGGACAUCGAGGCCCUGCGACUGGCCGACAACAGCAGCAUGCGCAAAUUCAUGAUCGACAAGAUCAAGAAAACGUACAUCACCGAGAGAAGCGAGCGGAUGCCGAGUGGCGAAAAUCUCGCUUAUCUAGAUGUGUUAAAUUUUAACAUCGUCCCUGAAGAUAAGACUGAGUUUUUGACGGGGUAUGUUUCGAUGACACACUUUGAUGGGUUUGAAGAUUUCAUGCUUGAGUCAGUGUGUGCUCUGGAGGAAAUACAAAACUUACUGAUCCAUGCAAUGAGGAAAUACUGGGUGCCAAGAUAUGUGCUGCAUGUUCUCAAUGUUCUUCCAAUCCACGACUUACAGUCACUAUUUGGCGAUGAGGGCCUGGACAAGGAAUAUAUUGAGAGGCUCAUUGACAGAAAGAAGAGUAUAUACUUCCCAAGUGAACAGUCAGACGAGUCAUUUACGAGUCUGCCGUCUUCUUCAUCGUCUCAGCAAUCAUAUACCAGUUCACAGACACCUGUCCCAUACCCGUAUCCAGAGUUUGAAACAACAACACCAUUCGAUCUGCUGUCCCUAUGGGCAGGUGGUGCUCUCCAGGCGCCAGACGGCCAGUCAUGUGACAUGAGCUGGCUACAGUGCAAUCUGUCUGAUGAGAGUCUGUCAUCAGGUGACACUUCCCUGGGGACAGAUAGCUGUGUGACCCAGACCGAGUGUCCAUCCCGCCUCAGUCUGGAUGAGACUAGCCUUGACGGCAUGGUCUUGCCCCCACUUGAGCAGAACGGCCUGGGCAGGAUGUCUCGACAGCAGAAAGCAUUCCUCCUCGGAGGGUACGGCACGGAGGUGCCUCUGCCCAGGGCCAAUUUGAGGAUAGUGCGUGCCCUGGCAUCUGAUUGUCUCGCGGGCUGUCCCUUCAGGAACUUUUUACAAAAAACAAAGAAGAAAGUUUACUUCACCUACAUUCAGUUCUGGACAGACAUCCAGAACUAUCUCCGCAUCAGUCCAGUGGCCAGGGAUGAACACGGUCAUUGCCGACGGUUGCUAGGGGCGAGGAAAAUAUCCAGCAAGUAUUUGCUGACAUCUGCCGUUUCUAAGAUUUUCUCCGAAAGAAUGAAGGAAUCAUUGCUUAGAAUCUUGUGCUGUGGAGAGGAUGAAAAUUUGUUAUUUGCAGCCCGGGAUAUUGUCUCAAAUGCCCUCAGUCAGCCAUGGAAUGAGUAUGUGGAAAAUGACAGAAGAACACUGAUUGAUACUUGUUUCUCCAAAUCGUACACACAAAGGAUGGGCCGACGGUCUCCACUGCCUCGUGUGGCUCCUCUGAGGAAUGAACACGUGUUUCUUGAAGCGAAGGCCCAGUAUUUUACCGACACUCGCAGAGACUUGUGGGAUUGCAUGGACACGGUUGGCUUGUGGUCGAAGCCACUAUUUAAACACCUGCUAUGUGAAGAGCACUGCUGGAAGUCUCUGGAACUCGCGGUCGCAAUCUACGAAGGGCCCGUGGAUGUAUCUUCCGAUCUGAGCCUCAGUUUCAUACUGAAGAGUUCGUACGGAAGUCUAGAUCUGAUGGAGAUGGUUGAAAAACAAGUCAGCCUUGCUCACCUGACUAGACGUGACACCCGAAUGAAGGUGGCGGAUCUGAACGUGUCCAAGUGUGUGUAUUUGCCAGAGAUAAACAUCCCGGACAGUGUGAAGGUGACGACGCGGCACAAGAGAUACUUGCCCAUGCUCUGGAAGAACGGAUCACGGAUUAAAUUGCCUCGGGAGCAACCAGGCGAUUUCAAGGAGAUUCUGACAAACAGGGAGCACUUUACUUUCUUCAAAGCCUAUCUGAUGCACUGCAGGGCCAAUCUGUUCCCUCUGUACUUCUGGUGCGCAAUACAGGACAUGAGCAAGACGACAAAGUCCACGCUUGUAAUGAGCAAGGCUCGUGGAAUUCUAAGGAGAUUCUUCGGGAAAGAGUCGCGCCACGGUUGCAUCCUGGAAUGUUGGGAUCCUUUAAUUCAAGCACUCAUGUUUAUGAAAAAUCCCAAUAUUCCAGCAAUAAUUUCUGCUCAGAAAAAAAUCGAAGAGUCGAUGGAAGAGAAAUGGUUUGGUCGUUACUUGGCACUGUUCCGAGAUGACAUAUUCGAUUCAGAGCCGGAAGAAGAAAAGAAUCAGACUCAUGGAGGUCGCAGAUUCCGCAGGUUUAACUUUGCGACAAUCGCAACCGUAGUUAAACUUAGCCCAGCCAAGAAAACCUUGCUGUAUCGAUGGAAUCAAGCUGUUGGUCUGUUUCUUGCCUUUAUUCACUGCUUGAGUCGAAGUGAAGAAACACGGAUCUUUAAGAUGUACCUCAAACAGUUACCACUGUCGCUAGAGGAUGGACUGGAAUUACAGAAAGUGUGGUCGAAAAAUGUAUGCAUGAAUACUAGUGCAGUGUCAUUAUUGAGCUCCAAGGAAGAGGACGGGGUGCCAAAAGACAACUCCGAGGAUGGGGUGCCGAAAGACAACUCUGUCAUCAGCGAAGAUUCGGAAGAAAAAGACUCAGAUAAAGCCCCGUCCUUGCUGAAUGACUCUGAGGCGGGAAGCAAGAAGGAAGACAUGGACACCAGAGACCUACCUGUAAUGUCUGAACGUAAAUCAUCUGGAGUGAAGCAAAUACAUGGCCAGGAGGAGAGACAACACCUGCAGGAGACCGGUGGAACCCUCAGCCCGGGAUCCAGACUGCCAGUGAAGGCCAAGUCACAGCACAGGUUGAAAGAUUCGCCUUCCAGUUGCAUUCAUCAAGACUCGGCGUAUAAAGAUAAGCACAUGGGAAACAUCUACAUCAGAAAACUGCCACGUGAUCUGCACUUUUGGCUGGAAAUGAAUAAGUACAAACGUAUGGUGGAUAGUUUGAAGUACUUGGAGGAGAUUACACAAGUAGAUUCAAAGACACUAGUGAAAAAAGCACGGGUUAUCAUUAAAUACUUCUUUGCCUCGGAUGGUGGUCAAAGAGUCCGGGUAAAUGUUCCAGAUGAGAUGGUGAAUAGCAUUGUGAAGAAAGCCAAAUCUGGCCAGAUUGAUUUUGAUAUCUUCCAUGAGCCAUAUAUUAAAAUGUUGCCGAUACUGUUUCGUUUCUGGAAAAGAUUCCAAAAUGAAUGGCCAGAGGGCAUCACAGGUGAUGAAUAUUAUAAGUUGAUGAAGAUGAACAAAAACAAAGCAUGGAAGCAAGCCAAACACGAGAGUUCAGAGGGUUCCGGAGUUGAAAAAGGAGGACCAGUAGCUUCUAGACACAGGAAGACAAGUUUACGUUUUCAUUCUCCUAUUGUAGGUAAAGAGGAUGAUGUAGACCGGAUCUCCUUCAACUUAAGUCAUGGGAUCCGUGCAAUGAUGUCGACGACGACAUCAACACCACAAGCAGCAGCAGCAGCAGCAGCAGCAGCAGCAGCAGCAGCAGCAGCAGCGAAACCACGCAAAGGAACACUGUCCCAUCUGAAAAUGGGGCCGAGCCUGACAGUGCCAUUGAAAGACGUCAAUGCAAGCCUCGUUCAGAUUCCAAUGCCCACGACAUCAUUCACCACCUUCUGGAACUGUACAGCACAGAAUGAACCAGUGUAAAAAAACAAAAAACCCACAAAAAACCAGCUACAAGUGGAACACAUUUUACAUCUAUAUGAAAUAGGUUUUUGUCUCUUUUUUUUUUUCCACCGAAAAAUAAUCUGAAGCCUAUUUUUAAAAAAAUGUAUCAUCAACUUGUGUGAAAAUCGGCUGAGCUAACAUGAACAGUGAAAGUUAUAGCAGUACGACUCAAGUGGGCGAAUCGCCUUAAUUCAUUACAGUGAAUAUCGUGAGGACAGUAUUAUAAAGUUAUUAUACUACAGCAUAUUCUUGGUGAUUCGCUUCAUUACAUGGGUUUUCUUUUUACCAGGCCAACAGAAAUGAUAUCUGAUGUGGAGUUUUCGAAGUUAUUUCUGUAUAAAAGAAAGAAAAACGUAAACCAUGUAGAUUUUUAAAAACAUAAAAAAACCCAAAAACAUUAGGGGAGGGGGUUGACCUGGUGGGGUGGGGCACAUGCUUCCCAAGCCCCAUAGGUGUGAGUACAGCCCAUGCCAUUGAUCAGCUGUCAUUUUCGAGCAUAGUUCAUAAGUUUAAAAAAAAAAUCAUGCAGUCUUAAUUGUCAAUCUUGAAAAACAUAAAUACAGGUAGUAAAAAUUCAUCGAUAGGAAUGUAGUAGACAAAAGAAAUAUAGUACAUUGACAUGUACUGUUGAUAAAUGUAAUUGUUCAAGUUUAGUACUAAUAUUCAAUAAACAAUAUUUUGAAAA
Molecule: messenger RNA, 5107 nt
Organism: Gigantopelta aegis
Lineage: Eukaryota; Metazoa; Mollusca; Gastropoda; Neomphalida; Peltospiridae
Exons: 22
Coding region: 385-4401 (1338 amino acids)
Source: RefSeq, a predicted model, not a curated record